Macrosteles quadrilineatus (aster leafhopper) is the source of this 2940-nucleotide messenger RNA. Its product is annotated as ATP-dependent DNA helicase DDX11. The transcript has 19 exons. Gene Ontology annotation, biological process: nucleobase-containing compound metabolic process; establishment of sister chromatid cohesion. Bases 65 to 2704 code for a protein of 879 amino acids. The record is from RefSeq and is a predicted model, not a curated record. NCBI's taxonomy places the organism in Eukaryota, Metazoa, Arthropoda, Insecta, Hemiptera, Cicadellidae. Gene Ontology annotation, molecular function: DNA helicase activity; hydrolase activity, acting on acid anhydrides, in phosphorus-containing anhydrides; DNA binding. Gene Ontology annotation, cellular component: nucleus.
CUUAACUUUACUCAUAACUGCCAUUCCAUUUAAAGACAAAGAAAGACAUAAAUGAAACAUAAUAAUGAAGCCUGAUAUUGAGGAAAUGUCCAGAAGUAAAUCCGGUGGUCUUGUUCCCCCAGAAAAUUUUGACUUUCCUUUUCCUCCUUAUCCAAUACAACAUGAGUUCAUGUCCAUGCUUUAUUCAACGAUUGAAGAAGGAAAGUUGGGAAUCUUUGAAAGUCCAACUGGAACUGGAAAAUCGCUGAGUAUAAUAUGUGGUGCGUUAUGCUGGUUGAGAGACCACAUAGCUCGUGAAAAGGAUUUGUUAAAGGAAGGGAUUGAAGACUUGAAAAAACAAGAAGAAGAGUUAGAAAAAGAGAAUGAUUGGAUUAGCGGCCAAUCACGGAAACUUGAAUUGGAGCGAAGUCGCUUACAACUUCAGAGUACAUUGAAACUAAUGACUGAUCAGGAUGAAGAAAUACAACAAAUGAAAGAAAGAAUAUCAAAACAGGUGACAAAAGAACACAUUUUAAAAGAAGAUAACAAACCAAAGAAAUCAAAGGAUGAAGAUUCAACUGACAUACUGGAUGAUGAAGAUCUCUUGUUGGAGGAAGUUGAUCUGAAGGAAAUUAAGGAUUAUGAUAGCGCUGAAGAAGAAAAAGAAGAAGAGAAAUAUCAGGGUGUUCAGAUAAUCAUCUGCAGUCGUACACACUCACAAUUGUCUCAGCUGGUCGGGGAAGUUAUCCGCAGUCCCUACAGUGAUGUUCGGCUCGUACCUCUAGCAUCCAGACAGAGCUACUGCGUUAACAGUGCCGUCAGGAAACUGAACAGCUUGGCUCUCAUCAACGAGAAAUGUUCAGAUCUUCUUAGGGGAUCUAAGGGCCACAAAACAAAAGUGGAAGAGGGACUGACGACAAAAAAGUCAAAAGUAGCAUCUGGUUGCCUGUUUCUAAGGUCGAGCCAAGCAGUGAAUAGGCUGACAGAGGAGGCGUUGGUUAAGGUUCAAGACGUCGAAGCUUUGGUGGAGAAAGGCAAGAAGCAUUCUGCGUGUCCAUACUACGCCACUAGAUCUGCUGUGCCUAUGGCUCAAGUGUUGGUCGUUCCAUACAACACUCUACUACACAAGGAGACUAGAGAGGCGUGUGGGCUGCGGCUCCGAGGCAGCGUGGUGAUCAUAGACGAGGCUCACAACCUGCUAGACGCUAUCUCACAAGUCUAUAGCGCACAACUCACAGGCCAACAGCUUACCCAUGCAUACAGCCAGCUGGUACAGUAUAGAGACAAGUACAGCAAAAGGUUCAGUGCUACCAACCUAAUGUAUUUGGAACAGCUGAUUUUUGUAACAGCAAGACUGAUUCGUAUGUUAGGUGGGAAAGCUGGCUGUCCUCCCAAUGAAGGAACGGGAAAAGUGAUUGACACCAAACUGUUCUCCCUCGGAUUAUUUCUCACUGAAGCCCAGAUCGACAACAUCAACCAGUUCAGGCUCAUUGAGUUUGCGAACCGAAGCAAACUGUCUCAUAAGUUGCAUGGAUUCUCCGAGAGAUAUCAGCCCACAGUCAACAUAACACCCAAAGCUGCUCCUGAAAGUGGUAUCAGAGCAUUUUUGAAAGAGAUAUCUGCUAAAAAGAAUACACCUGAACCAGUUGCAGAAACUCCUGCAGAACCAGAGGAGCGAGUCAGCAACAACCCUAUCCUGCCUGUGUUGGCGUUCCUGCAAGCUCUCACUAGUUCCUGCAGUGAUGGCCGCGUCGUCUGCAGCACUCAGUCUACUGUGGGUCGAGGAUCGCUGAAAUUUCUCCUUCUCAACCCAGCUGCUCAUUUCACCGACAUCGUAAGCCAAUCAAGGAGUGUAGUGGUGUGUGGAGGCACCAUGCAGCCUAUCUCUGAGUUCAAAGAUCAGCUGUUUGCCGCUGCCGGAGCUGAUACUACGAGGGUCACACAGUUUAGUUGUGGUCAUGUCAUACCACCGGAACACAUACUGCCUAUUGUCCUCACUUCAGGCCCGACCAACAAACCUUUUGAUUUCUCCUACCAGAAUCGUAACUCGGUUGCUAUUAUGACAGAGCUCGGAAGAACUUUGGACAACUUUUGCAACAUAGUCCCUGGAGGCAUUGUAUGCUUCUUCUGUUCCUACGACUACGAACAAGCUGUUUUUGAGCACUUCAAAAAAUCCGGAACAAUCGAUAAACUUUCUUUGAAGAAGAAGAUUUUCCGUGAACCUCGCAAGUCAAGCCAAGUAGAUCAAGUAUUGUCAGAUUACGCGGCCGCUGUCAAGGCUGGUAAGAAGAACCCAGCGAUCAAACCCAACGGAGCUCUUCUCUUCAGUGUUGUUGGGGGCAAGUUAAGUGAAGGCCUGAACUUCAGUGAUGAUCUGGGUAGAUGUGUUAUUGUCGUAGGAAUGCCGUACCCCAACAUCAAGAGUCCCGAACUGCAGGAGAAGAUGGCAUACCUAGACAGCACCCUGGGAGGAGGUGCAGGCCAAUCACACUAUGAGAACCUUUGCAUGAAGGCAGUCAAUCAGUGUAUUGGUCGCGCGGUGCGACAUCGCGAGGAUUACGCCACUGUGCUGUUACUAGACGCAAGAUACGCACGACCAAACACGCUUAAACUGCUUCCCGGCUGGAUACAAACAUCGCUACAGACAAAUCAGAAGAUGGGACCAACUGUUGCUGCUGUGGCAAAGUUUUUUGCUGCCAAACGGGCUAAAAAUGCAUCACAGUGAAGAAACUUCUACUUCCGAAUCACAGCUGAUCCUGAAAACAGUUUGUUCCUGUUUUCUUUUAAGAGUGACAUACUUUGUGAUAUUAAUGAAACUGUUUAUUUUAUUUUAGGUUAUGAUAUAUUUAGUUAUGUUUGAAUUUAAUACUAUUAGUCUUAAAUGUGUUAAAUGAAUACUAAACAUCACUCAUCUGAGCCUUUCAACUCCAUGACAUUACAUGACAUUUUUUAUACCGUGUG